CCAGCUAAUUUAUUGUACAAAACAUAUCUUUGGCAGGAGAAGCAGCUACUUGGAGGGCACUCCACUCAAGCAUGUGCAAUUCCAUUAUUUGCAUUGUUUAAUUUGGUAACCUGCUGUGAUGCAUCAUCCAAAUAAAAAGGGUAGACCGAAUUCAUUCCCGACACAAUCACGCACGGCACAACACGUACAGCUUGAAGCCCAAAUCUCAAAAUACGAAAUGGAGAAAGAGACGACGAGGCACAGCAAGGAACAGACGCUGCAGGCGUCGUCGAGGUCGCCGACCACCGUGAACGACAUCCCCGACCGGCUGCUCAAGCUCAUCUUCCGCCGCCUGGACUCGCAUGUCGCCUACGUCCGCGCGGCAGCUGUGUGCACACGGUGGCGCAGCAUCGUCUCCACGCGCGGCAUCUUCAACCUGAGUUAUCACACCCACGAUUUUUCUACCACCAUCGGCCACUACCACGUCGUGGACCCGUCUUCCUCGCCGGGGCGGAGGAGGUGGUCCUCGCGGGAGCAGCAGCCCAGCUGCCGCGUGGUGUUCGUCCCUGCCGCGCCCUCCAUCGACGCUCGCCACUUCGCCCUGGACUUCCUGCCCAGUUGCCCUGCUGGCCGUGGCCGGCGCCAACGCUGGGAGGUCGUCGACGGCUGCGGCAGCCUCCUGCUCGUCGCCAACCAGCCGCGGCGCGGCAUGUUCCCAGACCUCGUAGCCUGCGAGCCCAUCUCCCGGCGCUACGUCAGGAUCCAGCCAGCUGAGGACAUGAAGCACCGCCGCUGUCUCGGCGUCUUCCUCGACGGCUACCGCAGCGUCACGAGCCUGUGCAACUUCAGUUUGACCUGCGUCCUGUCCGAGCCUUCCGCGGGGAUCGCAGACGGUGUCAGCGCUGUGACCGCCCGUGUCUACCGGCACCAACCGCCUGGGUGGAGCCGGUGGAAAUACGGCUGGAGCAUGCCUCGCCUCGCGACCUCCGGCAGCGUCCACCUCCGCGGCGCCGAGUGCGCGCGCUACGCGGGGCGCUCCAAGGGAUUCGUAUUCUGGGGAAUCAUCCAAGAUGACGGCACCGUCGUCGUCGCCGCACGGGAGGGCAGCUGCGUGCUGUCGAGCUUCCGUCUGCCAGACCACGUCCGAGGGGCAUCGUUGUCACACCACCAGUCGACGACCUUUCGGUUCGUCGACGACGGCGCCGACAACGAUGACUUGGUGCGGGUCGUCAGCCUUGUCGGCGAGGAUCUCAGGGUCUUUCUGAAGCGGGACCACAACGACAGCGGUGCUGGCAUCGAUUGGGUGCCUGUGCGGAGCCUGAACCUGCGUGAGGCGACUCGUGGACUUCCGUGGUUCAAGGAGUGCUUCUUCAGCCAGACAGCCAAGGUUGUCACGGCUGGCAAGGGAUAUAUUGUGCUGACCCCAGCGGAGGAGACAUGGCCGUUCUCUAUCGAGUUGGGAACCAUGGAGGCGGAGCGUGAGCACAUCCGGAAUAGGCUCGCCGGCGAGGUCUAUCCAUACCGACUGCACUUACGGCCAAGGGUGCGCGCUUGUGUGUUCAGCUGCAAGAGGGGCCGCUGGGGCCCGUGUUAUGACAUUUGCAGGUGCACAUAGGGUAGUCUCAUUCAUCAAUUAAGUCUAUAUCUAGUUAACAACACACAAGCAAGAUAUCACUUUUUGAAACUAUACUAUGAUGCAAAUGCAAGCAAUCAUAUGAAUUGCGCAACACAAAUGCAUCAACCAAGUGUUUGUUGGGCACUGACACGCGGCUGCGCUGUCAGGUGGACCCUAACACUCGAUUGACAGGUGGAAGCUGAGGUGCACGAUGAAACAAACUGCGGAGAAUUGUAGUUUCUCGUUAUGUGUGUCCUGUUCUGCUACAUGGAGGGGGGUAUUUAUAGGCCUGUUCGGGAGUAGGUGGUCCAAUGUACGCCCCUACCCCCGGCUACCAACUAUAUUUGAGGGA
Molecule: messenger RNA, 1946 nt
Organism: Zea mays
Lineage: Eukaryota; Viridiplantae; Streptophyta; Magnoliopsida; Poales; Poaceae
Exons: 1
Coding region: 119-1594 (491 amino acids)
Molecular function (GO): protein binding
Source: RefSeq, a predicted model, not a curated record